UGGACGCGUAAGCAGAAAGAGAAGAAGAAUAAAAAACACAAAAGCAAGCGUUUGUCAGGAUUUCCACUUGGGCAUAUAACAUUUGAGUUCGUGUUUGUUCUUCUGUAUGGACAACAUGUAACUACUUAAUCGAUAUCUGCAAACACGCAGCUCCUGACCGCUGACGCUGUCGUCUUUCGAGACUUUGUUUUGAAUUGGACGUUAAUUCGCUAGCCAAACUAGCUAGCUUGUAGGGUUAGUUCAUCUCCAGCUGGCUAGUGAGAUAAACAUACGUUUUUUGUGUUCAAAGUCAACAAUCCGACAUCCCGUAGCGUUCUCGUCACAAGACGAAGAUGGGAAAUCUGGGUAGCAGGUUCCAGUCAACCUCUCAGGGACUGGAGGACGCAGCGGAAAGCCGCCAUAAACACAGCUGCGAGUGUAACAAGAGGAAACGGAACACGCAGUGUGACUGUGAGAGCGAAAAGGACGACGACGACAUCAUACUCGACACACCACGGAGGCAAAAAUUGAAAAGCACUUCGAAUUACAUUUAUCAGACAUUGUUCCUGAAUGGAGAAGACAGCGACAUUCGCAUCUGUGCGCUGGGACAGGAGUGGAACCUUCACAAAUUGUACCUAUGCCAGUCAGGAUAUUUCUCCAGCAUGUUCAGCGGCUCUUGGAAGGAGUCGAACAUGAUGGAAAUCAACUUGGAGAUUCCUGACCAGAACAUUGAUGUAGAAGCUUUGCAGGUCGUAUUCGGAUCCUUGUACAGGGAUGACGUUCUCAUCAAGCCCAGUGGUGUUGUCAGUAUACUUGCAGCUGCUUGUAUGCUACAAUUGGAUGGCUUGAUCCUGCAGUGCGGCGAGUCCAUGAAGGAAAACAUCAGCGCAAAGACGGUGUGCGGCUACUACGCCUGUUCUUGCAUCUAUGGCUUGGACUCCGUCAUGAAAAAAUGUCUUGAGUGGCUUCUAAACAACCUCAUGACGCAUCAAAAUGUGGACUUGAUGAAAGAAAUUGGAACGGAGGUGAUGGAGCAGCUCAUUCAGUCUUCAGACCUGUUUGUCAUGCAGGUGGAGAUGGACGUCUACACCGCUUUAAAAAAGUGGAUGUUCCUGCAGCUCAACCCCUUGUGGGACGGUCCCAUAAAACAGCUCCUGGCUGACGCUGACGCUUGGCUGUGCAAGCGCAGGAGCGACCUGUGUGAGAAAGAGCCCUUCUUAAACACAGAGGAGGGCGCCCCCUUUUGCUCCGUCUUCAAGUACAUCCGACUCCAGUAUAUCGUCAAUGACCUCGCUUCGGCACGCAUUUUGGAACGGGACAACAUUUUGCCUCCUGAUUGGUUGACAGCUGUAUACAAAACACAAUGGUUUGCUAUGUUGCGAACGGAAUUUGACAAUGAUAAUGGUCCACAGGAAGCCAACAAAGAGGAAUUUGAGUUGAGCAGCAUGAGGUGUGGCAGGAAAUUGACCAAAGAUGGAGACUACUGCUGGCGAUGGACCGGCUUCAACUUUGGCUUCGACCUGCUGGUGACCUACACCAACCGCUUCAUCAUCUUCAAGAGGAACACACUAAGUCAGCCAUGUGGGGGCGCUGUGAGCCUGCAACCGAGGAGGCAUCUGGCGUACAGGUUACGUCUGGCCUCCUUUGACAGUCUUGGCAAGCUGGUCUGCAGCCGCUCCACUGGUUAUCAGCUUCUCACACUGGAGAAGGACCAGGAGUAUGUGGUGAUGAACCUGGACAGCCGCCUGCUAUCUUUUCCACUCUACGUUUGCUGUAACUUCCUGUACACUUCGCCACACUCUGACCACAGGCUGGACCAUCCCGAGCACGAGAGCAACGGCCGCAGUGUGUCUUGAUUCCUCCCAGUGUUAACGUGUAUGACUCCACAGCCAAGAACACGUUUGAUCACCUGUAAGGCGUGUCGGAAUCUCUCAUGUGUCUCACGUUGCCGGCAUAGGCAUGGAGGGAGGAGGCAGGUAUCAUUCCACCUUUGGAGCUGUGCCACCAUCUCCAUUGGCAUACCUCAUCAUAGAAACCUUCCCAUUUGGUGACAGCAUACACAUCCAGUCUUCUUUUUUUGGAAAUGUGCAUAAUUCAUCUUAUAUGUUCAGAAGGACCACAGACUUCCGAAAGUGGCUUGAACAGGAAGUGUGUACUUUUCUCCAUCCUCGCUUGCGCAAGAGAAGCAGGAAUUCAAAGGCAAAUGGCACACCUCUACGCACUGUGCACUCAUACCUCCAUUUAAAUUGACUUACAACAGCAGAUGUUUUAUUCAGACGUAAGAGGAAGUAUAAUAUGUUUUAUUGAGAUAUGUCCAGCAGCUUUUUAUUAAAGUGGACAACUUUCUACACCUGAGGAGCUACUGGUAUCACCCUUUAGUAAAGAAAUUACCACUAUCUUAAGUAUCCUAUGUAUGCAGUUUCAAUUAUUAAGUAACUAGCCAAUGAUAGCAUGCUCCAAAGUGAGAUUGCCACCUUCACCACAGGGUUCCACUUUUCUUCUUCUAUGAUGUUCAUUUGUUCUGAUCCACGGAAGUACACUUUCUAAUAACUUUGAGCACCCACACAUUUGGUUUUCGGCUUUUUUUUUUUUUUUUGCACCGUUACUUGACACCCUUUUUGACUGCUUCGGUCAUUACUUUACCUCUGUCUUGUCACCCGCCGAUGUUGCCUCAUAUAGAUAUGAGACCACAGUGAAAGUGGGGAAUUUCACACUUGAGGAGCUGACAUUCAACUCAACUCGCCUUUUUAUUGCCGUAAUUUGUAAUCCUCAUGUUUUUAUUUAUAUUUUUUUAUCAUUUGUUUUUUGGAAGAUGAAAAUGUGUAUACAAUGUUAUUUGUUGCCAAUAAAUCUGCCCGGCAACAAGGGCUGUGGUGCUAUCAUA
This is a messenger RNA of Doryrhamphus excisus (bluestripe pipefish), 2863 nucleotides long. RefSeq names its product germ cell-less, spermatogenesis associated (gene gmcl1). Gene Ontology annotation, molecular function: protein binding. Lineage: Eukaryota; Metazoa; Chordata; Actinopteri; Syngnathiformes; Syngnathidae. Gene Ontology annotation, biological process: germ cell development. The record is from RefSeq and is a predicted model, not a curated record.